AUGAAAGAGACUGAUAUGGUUGUUGAUGAAGGUGAUGAUGUCACUGACUUUGACCAUCUCAGUAGUGUUGGGGAUGGUGAAGCGAACAAUAGCGCUGUUGUAGAGCCUGAGCUUGACUCAUUGGGUAAUGUUAAACUUACAGAAUUCAACAGCAAGAGUCCCAAGAACAAUAGUUCAGUGACCUGUGAGGAUGUGCAUGUCAACUUCACUCAGGAUGAGUGGGCUUUGCUGGAUCCUUCCCAGAAGAGUCUCUACAAAGACGUGAUGCGGGAGACCUACAGAAACCUCAUUGCUAUAGGCUACAAAUGGGAAGAUCACAAUUUUAAAGUACAUUGCCAAAGAUCUAGAAGGCAUGGAAGGCAUGAAGGAAGUCAUACUGGAGAAAAAGCCUAUGAAUGUAAUCAAUGUGGUAAAGCCUUUGCAAAUCACAGUAGUCUCCAAAUACAUAGAAGAACUCAUACUGGAGAAAAACCCUACAAAUGUAAUCAAUGUGGGAAAGCCUUUUCGCACAAUAGUAGUCUUAAAAUACAUAAAAGAAUCCAUAUUGGCGAGAAACCCUAUGAAUGUAAUCACUGUGGAAAACCUUUUUCACACCACAGUAGUCUCCAACUACAUAAAAGAACUCAUACUGGAGAGAAACCCUAUGAAUGUAGUCAGUGUGGGAAAGCCUUUGCACGUUACAGUCAUGUUCAAAUACAUAAAAGAAUUCAUACUGGGGAGAAGCCUUAUGAUUGUGAUCAAUGCAGUAAAGCCUUUGCAUGUCAAAGUAAUCUCCAAAUACAUAAGAGAGCCCAUACUGGAGAGAAACCCUAUGAAUGUACACACUGUGGCAAAGCCUUUUCACAAUACAGUCAUCUUCAGGUUCAUAAAACAACUCAUUCUGGAGUGAAGCCUCAUGUUUGUAAUCAAUGUGGGAAAGCUUUUGCACGUCAUGCUAAUCUUCAAAGGCAUAAAAUAACUCAUACUGAAGUACAAUGCUAUGAAUGCAAUCGAUGUAAGAAAGCCUUUUCCCAAAUGACUCUUCUCCAAGUUCAUAAAACAACUUAUCCAGGAGAGAAACCCUAUGAAUGUAAUCAUUGUGGUAAAGCCUUUACAUGCCAUAGUUAUCUUUAAAGGCAUGCAAAAUUCAUAUUGGAGAAUAAAUCUAUGAUUUUUAUCACUGUUAUAAAGACUUUGCAUAUCAACCUGGCCUUUGAAUCCAUGAAAGCAUUCAUCCAAGAGUAAAACCUAUAGUGUGUAGUAAGUUUGUUAAAGCCUUAUGUCAUAGUAGUCAUUGAGGACAUGAAAGAAGUGAGACUGUAGAGGAAUAUAUGAAUAUAAAGGAUUUUGUAUGAUCUUUAGUCAACAAACUUUUAUGUUUAAUUACGCAAGGUUGUUGUGAAGAAAAUCCUGACACUUUCAAUAAUCUAUUCAAGCAUUGUAAUGUCCCUCUGUAUUUUGUUUGCAACUACAACCUUAUGGAUAAAGGCCCCAUGUAAGGCAAACCUUUUAGUUAUUAUACUUCUCUUCAAUUACAUGAAGUAAAUCAUUCAGAGUAAAACAUUAUGGAUGUGUACUGGUGUUUUUUCUCUUCCCACAAUAAAACACAGUGUCUAAGGCAACUUUUAAAAGAGCUUAGUUUGACUCAUGGUUCCAGAGUGAAACAGGCAUCAAGUGAUAGACAUGACAGCUAAAUCAGGAAGCUCAAAGAUGACAUCCUCAACCCAAAGCAUGGAACAGAGAAUGGGAACUGAUAUGGUGUCAGGAUUUAAAGUCUCAAAACCCACCAUGAUUUCCUCUACAGGGUGGCUUUUCUCAACUUUUCCAAGUGAUACCAGCAACUGAGAAGUAUUGAUUCUAUGACUUUAGAGCUCACAUGCUUA
Messenger RNA from Mesocricetus auratus (golden hamster), 1862 nucleotides. Its product is annotated as zinc finger protein 239-like. Lineage: Eukaryota; Metazoa; Chordata; Mammalia; Rodentia; Cricetidae. Gene Ontology annotation, biological process: regulation of transcription by RNA polymerase II. Gene Ontology annotation, molecular function: DNA-binding transcription factor activity; RNA polymerase II cis-regulatory region sequence-specific DNA binding. The record is from RefSeq and is a predicted model, not a curated record. The transcript has 5 exons. Bases 1 to 1113 code for a protein of 370 amino acids.